Leptosomus discolor (cuckoo roller) is the source of this 615-nucleotide messenger RNA. The record is from RefSeq and is a predicted model, not a curated record. NCBI's taxonomy places the organism in Eukaryota, Metazoa, Chordata, Aves, Leptosomiformes, Leptosomidae.
AUGGCUGGCUGGCUGGCCACCCCGCUGGAGCACGGCCCCGGGGGGGCGCUGCUGGUACCGCCGAGCCGGGGCUGCUGGAAAUCAGCACGGGAACGUUGGAGAGGAGAGGUGGUGGCAGAAACCAGCAAAAAUCAGGUUCCCGGUUUUGCUGGACGGAUGAAUAGAGGGUUCUCAGCUGAGAUCUUGCUGGAGACUCUGGUGGGGCUGAUCUGUGAAAGGUUUUUCGUCAACUUCCCUUCGGCCAAGCAGUACUUCAGCCAGUUCAAGCACAUGGAAGACCCGCUGGAGAUGGAGAGGAGCUUGCAACUGCGUAAGCACGCUCGGCGGGUCAUGGGUGCCAUUAACACUGUGGUGGAGAACCUCAAUGACUCCGAAAAGGUGUCCUCUGUCCUGGCCCUGGUGGGCAAGGCUCAUGCCCUCAAGCACAAAGUGGAGCCCAUCUACUUUAAGAAACUCACUGGUGUCAUGCUGGAGGUCAUUGCUGAAGAAUACGCCAACGACUUCACCCCGGAGGCGCACGGUGCCUGGACCAAGAUGAAGACCCUCAUCUACACCCACGUGACGGCGGCGUACAAGGAGGUGGGCUGGGCGCAGUACCCCACCGCCACCCUGUGA